Messenger RNA from Drosophila busckii, 1362 nucleotides. RefSeq names its product short neuropeptide F (gene sNPF). The record is from RefSeq and is a predicted model, not a curated record. Lineage: Eukaryota; Metazoa; Arthropoda; Insecta; Diptera; Drosophilidae.
UCGACAGUAACCAAAGCAGCCAACCAAAACAGCAGACCAGCCGUCGCAGUUAGAACGAUUCAAAAAAGUAACAGUAACUGUUUUCAAAUUCAUUUUCAAGUGAUCUAUUAAGCAUAGUUUUUGGCAUUGUUAACAAAACUCUAUUGUAUUUCUGUAUUUCUGGCCAGUGCUGUGAUUUUUUCGACCGUUUUUCUCUCUCAUUUUUUGUGCAUCUUUUAAUUGGAAAAGUUUUUGAAGCACUUUUAACGCGAGUUUUUUUUGUCCAGCUGUACGUUUCUGCAACAUAUAACCAAAUGAACGCUUGAACAAAGUCGUGCACACUCUUGACAAACAAACCUGAAAAUUUGCUGAUAACGUACAACAAAAUAAAUAGAUAUAUAAACAAAGUCGAUUAAAUUACUCGCGUAAACGGUAAACGUGCGUAAAUCAGAAUUUGAUUUCAAUUUAAUUGUCGCAGUAGCUGGCAAUAUAAAGCGAUUUAUAAAUCACAAAAUUUAUUCAACAGUUUGCCAACAACAAAAUAAAAAAGAAAGCAUGCGUCUAUUCAAAUCCCAUCAAAGCUAUGGCUGUGUGCUGGCGCUCUUCAGCUUGAAUCUCUUAUUGCUGCAAGAGACCAGCGCAGAGCUAACCACAGUGCAAGGCGCUCCCAUCAGCAGUUUGUAUGACAAUCUGCUGCAGCGCGAAUAUGCAGGGCCCAUUGUCUUUCCCAAUCAUCAAGUGGAGCGCAAGGCGCAACGUUCACCCUCGUUACGCUUGCGUUUCGGUCGCAGCGAUCCGGACAUGUUGAAUAAUAUGAUGGAGAAACGUUGGUUUGGCGAUGUUCAUCAGAAGCCAAUUCGAUCGCCUUCACUGCGCUUGCGCUUUGGUCGACGUGAUCCCAAUUUGCCACAAAUGCGACGCACCCCAUACGAUGAUCUUCUGGAGCGUGAACUCACCUUGAACAGUCAGCAGAACCAGCCGCAGGCAGAUGCUGCCAAUGCUGUUGGACUAUCCGAUGAUUAUGAUACUGUCUUUGAUCGCGUGGUGCGCAAGCCGCAGCGUCUACGUUGGGGACGCAGCGUUGAUCCUCGCAUGAUCAAUAAUUAUGAUGACGAGCGCAAUCAGCUGGAGCGUGAGAUAAUGGACAGUACUCGCUUGUUAAUAGCUUUGCAACAGAAGUAUGAUCACCUGACUGGCGAGCAUUCCGAUGAGAGCAACGCUGAGGAUCAGUAUGAGGAGAAUAUGGAUGAGCAGUUCCAACGGGAGGUGCGUAAGCCCAUGCGCUUGCGCUGGGGACGCAGCACUGGCAAAGCUCCGGCUGAGCAAAAGCUUCCUCUAGCUGCUGCCGAGUCUGCUUCAGUGGCACCCAAUGCUCAGAAUUAA